AUGCAUGCUGGGCGACUGCGGCAACGUGACGACCACGAUCAUCAUGGCGAUAUUCCCGCGGGCCGUGGCCGUCGGUGCAUGGUGUCCCGGGCGGCGAUGGUGUACAAGGGCGCGACCGGCGCGGUGGCCGCGUACGAGGCCAAGACCGCCGAGUACGACGCGCACUGUCCGGCGGACGCGCGCGACGCUCGCUGCCACUGGGCGCUGGCCGCGGUCGUGGCGGCCGGGUGCGCCGCGCUCAUCGUGCUGCCGAACGUGUACCGCGUGCACCUGCUGUACGACCGUUACCGGGACGCCGGCCUGGUCGCGUUCUUCGUGCUCAUGUACGUGCAGAACGCCACCAUGUGCGUCACCGAGCUGCAGUUCGUCGUCUACUGUCUGGGGCUGUGCCUCAAGUUCUGCCAGAUCAACGGCGAGAUGUCGGCCAUCCGGUCGGACACGAUCGCGGCCAACCGGUACCCGGCGGUGCUCAUGUCGCCGUGCAGCCCGCCCGGCGCGGCCACCGGACGUCCACCGUCCGCCGACAGCGUCGAGCGGCUCAAGCUCCGGCACCAGUUCGUCAGCGACUCCGUGGGCGACCUGAACGCGCUGUACGGCUUCCAGCUGGGAGCGUCCCUGUCCGCGCUGUUCGUCAUGGCGCUGUUCGACAUCUACGCCGUCGUGUCCGGCGUCGUCGAGACGGCCAAGGGCUACCUGUUCUUCUACGCGUGGGUGUUCCAGUACGCGUUCCGGUUCACCGUCAUCGUGAUCACCACGCACGUCACCACCAAACAGGCUCUCAAAUCGAAAAUUCUUAUAACUGAUAUCAAUUCUCGUCUUACGGAUAAAAAUACAAAAGAAGAGUUACAAUUGUUUUUGCAAGAAUUAUCCAGUCGUUCGGUGAACUUCACAACCUUAGAUAUGUUUAUUAUUAAUAUACGUCUUAUUACUUCUGCGAUUGUCACGGGUACAACUUAUCUUGUUAUAUUGUUCCAGUUUCAAUGAAUUAAGGAUCAAACAAUUUCCCUCCUAACCGAG
This is a messenger RNA of Melanaphis sacchari, 1017 nucleotides long. RefSeq lists its product as uncharacterized. The transcript is spliced from 4 exons. The coding region runs from base 1 to 984 and encodes 327 amino acids. Gene Ontology annotation, cellular component: neuronal cell body; membrane; dendrite. The record is from RefSeq and is a predicted model, not a curated record. NCBI's taxonomy places the organism in Eukaryota, Metazoa, Arthropoda, Insecta, Hemiptera, Aphididae. Gene Ontology annotation, biological process: sensory perception of taste.